GUUGUCAGGAGGUUUGGGACCAGAGAGAUCUUUCUGUGCUCCCCUUCAUUGCUUCGACAUCCCAUUUGAAGGAGCACCAGUCGGUCCAGCAGACUGCAUGUCUGUCCGGAUUCAAGAGUUUAUUGUCAUUGUUUGGCAAACAACGAAAGCGUCUUUGCCUCUAAGGAUGACCUGCCUGACCGAUGUGCUCCACUCUCCUCUCAAACAGGCAUUUCUGUUUUUCUGGCUGCUGCUGGGGAUUCAGAAGCUGAUGGAGAUGCAGCUGACCUGCCCGUGUAAGCCUGGGGUGAACGAAGCGUUCGCGGCCUUCAUGUUCAUCGUGCCGGCUCUGCUGGUGUUCACCGUAAUGUUGCUUCUUACAAGGCCAUGCAAACACCCUUGCAGGAGGGGGUCAAGCCGAUUUGCAGAGGGUCUCAUGCCUUGCCUGAUUCCACCUACUUUGUGGGUCAUUUUGUUGCUUCUGAACGGUCAGUACGUGGCCUGUGGGUUAACAUAUUGGAAAGGAAUCUAUGUCUUGGAUGAAGACAAGCCUCCUUUGUUGUGGUGUGAACCUUCUAGUUCAAGAGAAUCAGUGGAAAAAGCGCUGUACCGACGUUUUAUUGGAUGGUCACAGGUUGCAGGCCUUCUUCUGGUGUGUUCCAUCUGCAUUGCGACCGUGGUCACUGUGGGCUACCGAGACUGUCGCCGGGCUGGAGAGGGAACCACAUCAGAGGAGGAGGCCCCAAUCCUUCAUUCCUGAGGUUCGCUGGAGUUUGGAUGAAAACCCUGGUCGUGUUUCCAGUUCAGAUAAUUUCUCAGCCAAUAUACAGUAAAUAUGCAGUGCAGGUGAGAUGUUGAGCAUUAAACGUAGAAGUGAGUACCAGUGUUUCCCGUUAACUGUUCCAGCCAUUUAGAUACUGACAGGACUUAACCACGUUUAUUUCCUAAGGUUAAAAAUUCCCUCACCUGAAAUCAGUUUGGUUUAAUGUGAUAAACACAUAACGAAGGUGUGAAACAAGUGAGUGCUCCCCCUGCUGGACGUUUGCAGACCUCAGCCAUCAACUUCCUAACAUUUGUCAAGAUAAUGUCUACUAAUGAAUAGAAAUGAUAUAUUGAUAUAUAUUAAUAUUAAUAUAUAUGUAUUAACAUACAGAAAAAUGUUUUAUAAACACCAGUAAACCGGACACUGGCCCAGUCUGAACUUCAGUGGUGCAGUUCUUCAGAACUAAAGGGACUAUGUAUGAAUUCCUUGCCAGUUUGUUGGCAUGUAUUGAAAAUAAAAGAUGUAAAGUUUGACUUU
Pygocentrus nattereri (red-bellied piranha) is the source of this 1279-nucleotide messenger RNA. Its product is annotated as calcium homeostasis modulator protein 5-like. The record is from RefSeq and is a predicted model, not a curated record. Bases 98 to 739 code for a protein of 213 amino acids. Gene Ontology annotation, molecular function: monoatomic cation channel activity. NCBI's taxonomy places the organism in Eukaryota, Metazoa, Chordata, Actinopteri, Characiformes, Serrasalmidae. The transcript has 3 exons.